Setaria italica (foxtail millet) is the source of this 2048-nucleotide messenger RNA. RefSeq names its product zinc finger protein CONSTANS-LIKE 15. Gene Ontology annotation, molecular function: zinc ion binding; protein binding. The coding region runs from base 198 to 1682 and encodes 494 amino acids. The record is from RefSeq and is a predicted model, not a curated record. The transcript is spliced from 4 exons. NCBI's taxonomy places the organism in Eukaryota, Viridiplantae, Streptophyta, Magnoliopsida, Poales, Poaceae.
UAUUGCGUCGCGCGGGGGCAUCGGCGCGGGCGCAAAGCCGCAAGCAAGCGAACCCUCCCUUGCCUUCCUUCCUCGCCGUUUUAUUCGGCGGCUCGGCUGGUCCCGUAGCGCGAGACAAGGCGGCCUCGUGGUUCACGUGCGCGCGGGCUUGGGGUGCGUUGUGCUCGGGUUGGUUUGGUUUGGUGGCAGCGCGGGAGAUGAAGAGCGGCGGCGGCGGAGGCGGUGGAGGAGGAGGAGGAGGAGGGGGCAGGCAGCAGUGGCCGUGCGACUACUGCGGGGAGGCGGCGGCGGCGCUGCACUGCCGCGCGGACGCCGCGCGGCUCUGCGUGGCGUGCGACCGCCACGUGCACGCCGCCAACGCGCUGUCGCGGAAGCACGUGCGGGCGCCGCUCUGCGCGGGCUGCGCGGGGCGCCCGGCCGCCGCGCGCGUCGCCGCCCCAGCCACCGCGGCAGCCUGGGGCGAGGCGGCGUUCCUCUGCGCGGACUGCUGCGAGGGCGCCGACUGCGACGGCGGCGCGGCGGCGCGCGUGGCCGUCGAGGGGUUCUCCGGCUGCCCCUCGGCGGCCGAGCUCGCCGCGUCGUGGGGGCUCGACCUCCGCGGCGGCGGAUGCGGCGGCGAUGGCGAGGAAGAGGCGGAGGACGACGCCUUCUUCUCGGUGCUCGACUACUCCAUGCUGGGGGCUGACCCGGAGCUGCGCGACCUCUACGUGCCGUGCGACCCGCCGGAGGGGGCCGCCCACGCGGGUGGCGCCAGGCGGCUUAAGGGGGAGGCGCUGUGCGACCAGCUCGCGGAGAUGGCGCGCCGCGAGGCCGACACCUCGCACCCGCACCAGCCGCACUCGGAUCUGAGCCCCCGCACGCCGCGCCGGAACUCCGCGGCCUCAAGCGGACGCCUGCCAGGCAAGAUGGCACCCCCCGCGCCGCCGCCUCAUCAUCCGCCUGCGGCGGUUCAGGAGGUGCCGUUGCCGUACACGUCAUUGCUCAUGAUGGCAUCGGCGAACUGCACCGAGCUCAUUGGCGGACACGACCGGAUGGCUGAUGACGACGAGCAACUGCUAUGGGAUUGCGCACCGCCCUCAGUGCCGCCCACACAGAUAUGGGACUUCAAUUUAGGAAGGUCAAGGGAUCACGAUGAGAAGUCUUCUAUUGAAGUUGGAUUUGGUUCGAACCAUGGAGGCUUUAUGAUUAAGAGUUAUAGUGACAUGCUUAAGGAAAUUUCUUCGGGGACAACGAAGGAUCUGGAAGAUAUUUAUGACUCAAGAUACUGCUCAACUGCUGAAGAUAUCAUGUCCUCUAAUAUCUGUCAGGUGUCAUCGAAAAAUGUGAGUACUGGGAGCAACAAAAGGAAGGUGAGCCCCAGCACCUCGACGAUGGAUGGACCGACAACCUCUGGGAACCAUGUGCCCACUUCAGGACCAGCUCUCACAAGGGAAAUCUCCUUUGGGGAUCAAACCGUCUCUCCCGCAGGAGCUGAGAGGCCUGCUGCCAUGAGGAUCGACAGCGAGACGCUUGCUCAAAACAGGGACAGCGCGAUGCAGCGGUACAGGGAGAAGAGGAAGAAUCGCAGGUAUGAGAAGCACAUCCGGUACGAGUCGAGGAAGCUGAGGGCGGACACGCGGAAGCGGGUGAAAGGGCGGUUCGUCAAGUCGACCGAGGCACUGAACGCCGGCAAUGGCGGAUGAUCCAUGGGCCUGUGAAGAUCGAGCUCGCUGCGUUGCGUGUGGUAAGGUAGUGCUAUCCGAAGGUGGUACGGCGCGCUACACCUAUGCACGAUGCUAUCGUUGAAUCGCUGCGCAGUGUUGGGCCAAAUUUUUGCGUUGAAGCAAUCGUUGUCAUUGGUCAGUCAACGCCAGAGGUUGCAUCGCACGGUGUGCUCGUAAGUUGUAAGGAACGACAACCCCUUUUUGCUGUUGCCAUCAGAACAGAAAUAGGUAGCUUACGGUACUUGUUUACCAUGUGGUUUCACUGCGAGCGCAGUGGAGUGUUUUAUAUCCGUUUAUUUUUUUACCAUCUUGAUGAAUCCUUCAUUGUGUGUUGACCAUAUUUUA